Mytilus trossulus (common blue mussel) is the source of this 2665-nucleotide messenger RNA. RefSeq lists its product as uncharacterized. Bases 16 to 894 code for a protein of 292 amino acids. Lineage: Eukaryota; Metazoa; Mollusca; Bivalvia; Mytilida; Mytilidae. The record is from RefSeq and is a predicted model, not a curated record. The transcript is spliced from 3 exons.
UUAAACAGCAGCAACAUGAAACCACCAAAACGACAGAGAAAACCUAGGGGGAUGCCAGGACAAUCACUAAAUAAAAAGAAGAAAACACAAGAGACCAUACCAGAACAAUCAGAAAGCACGGACAAGGAGACGGCACCAUUCCAGUCUGAUCUAAGCAGUAUUUCUGUGGCCAGUGGCAGUGGCAGUGACCAACCUGUAAUAGACCAGACCCCACCACCAAGUCAAAACCCAGUACCUAGGCAACAUAUAGCUUCAUCCGGUGCUCUGGAAACCACCCUAUUGGGGCCUGCAAAAAGAGGUGUCAAAUCAAUUUGGUUAAUAGGAUCAUCCAUAGUAUAUUGGGCCAAUAAAGAAGCUUCGUCUAGACCUGGGGGACUUCACCUUGGCCUACAGAAUACAGGUGCUCAUAUGGUUUGGAUUGGUCAAAGGGGUAUGAAGUGGGGUGAUUUAAAUAGAGUCUUUGAACAAAGGUUGAUUAACCGCCCCCUUCCGAGUUUCCUUGUUAUUCAACUUGGGUCUAAUGAUUUGGGUAUAUUGACAUCAGAGAAAUUAUUCAGUGAUAUAGAAUGUGACCUGCUUCGGUUACAUGCAUUGUAUCCAGCUUUAAAAAUAAUAUGGUCAGACAUACUAAUGAGACGGUAUUGGCACAAUGCCAAUUGUGGUCAAGCUAUUGAAAGGGCUCGUAAACGAGUAAACCUCCGGGUCAAAAACUUAGUUUUGAGCAUCGGUGGAUGUGCAAUUAGGCACAGUAACAUACGUGCUAAAGAAAGUAAUUUGUUUAGAUAUGACGGAACACAUUUAUCAAAGAUUGGUAAUGAUAUUUAUCUGAAUAAUUUACAAGGAGCACUUGAACAGUUCAUGAGAUCCGGAGGACCAGCUGUUUUUCCUCAGUGAAAUUGAUAUUAUUAUGAGAAUUGUCUUAAAUUUAGAUUAGUUUAAUAACAAGUGAAACUCGGUCGGGAUUUUAAAGGGCACCAAUCAGUUUAAUUUGGGGUUGUUUCAGGGGUAAUUUCUUUGGCAGUGAGUGGGUAUGCCCCACUCAUUUGGCGGGAUAUGGCAAGAUGAAAAUGGAACAUGUCCCCACAUUGUACGUUAGCUUUUAUUUGGGGUUAUUUUCUUCUGUGUUCCCACAGAGAUUAGAUUAGGUCUUCUUUGAAUGUACCAAAGAGACCGGUUCCUGAAUUGGUCCCAGUUUGGAACUUAAGGUGUUCUCUUUGAAUUUAAUAAUUAAUAAGCUGCAAUGGAAACCAAAGAGUUCUUGGGGGGAAUAUUUGCUACGUAUCGGGGUUCAUUUUUCAUACGAUCUCUCUAUUUAGCAUUUAACGUAGAGGAUUGUAGCUUUCAUUGCCUACCAGUGAAGCACAGGCUUGCCAAAAAUAAUGGUUCGGCGGUUUGUACGUUCAUCUUGCCUAAUCUUGUCUGCGCAAAAAAUUUAAUACUGUAGCCAUAUCAUUCCACAUUCUUUGUUGAUUAUUAUAUUUAUCUUUGAAAACAAAAGGAGCCGGUUUUACAUUUCACACAUACUACUAUGGUAAAGGAAGGGUUUGAUUGCAGAUGAGACAUAAUUAAGAAGAAAACAAAAAAUUGGUUGAUCGCCCAUGAGACAUGUAUAUAAUAUGAAGCAGUUCGGAUCUUUGAUUAAUUAAGUUUAUCAUAUAAGGAUAAACUGUUUUAAUAAAAGUUUAACUCCAUUUUCCGGAAUCAAUCCUAAUUGAUUCUUAAUUUAAUCACAUCAAUAAUACGUCAUUUCGUGACGUCAUUCAUGCGUUAUCAUUCAAGUACAAAACUGCCAACAUAGCUAACGAAAAUUCCUACCUCCCUCCCCAUCCACCACCAAAAAAUAAAGAUAAGAAAAAUUCUGCUGCUGUGUUUGUAUUGUUUCAGGUUUUGUUGUGAAAGAUGCAGCUAUGCAGAGGAGUUGUGCUAAGAAUAUACUUGCCACUGGACUAUAAACAGCUCAGCUUGAAAAGACAGUGCCUUAUUGUCCGUGGAUGAGAAACCAGUUUAUCUGCAUAGAAUUCUUGUUUGAUGGACUUAUUUUCAAGAUUAUAAACAUUUGAUAUUUAACUAUUUCUACAAGACAUUAACUUUUAAUUCAGUAUUUUAUCAUUUAAAAUUUAUUGUAAAUUUAAAAUAAAUAGUCGUUACAGUAUAGCUGGCGGGAUAUGGCAAGAUGAAAAUGGAACAUGUCCCCACAUUGUACGUUAGCUUUUAUUUGGGGUUAUUUUCUUCUGUGUUCCCACAGAGAUUAGAUUAGGUCUUCUUUGAAUGUACCAAAGAGACCGGUUCCUGAAUUGUUCCCAGUUUGGAACUUAAGGUGUUCUCUUUGAAUUUAAUAAUUAAUAAGCUGCAAUGGAAACCAAAGAGUUCUUGGGGGGAAUAUUUGCUUCGUAUCGGGGUUCAUUUUUCAUACGAUCUCUCUAUUUAGCAUUUAACGUAGAGGAUUGUAGCUUUCAUUGCCUACCAGUGAAGCACAGGCUUGCCAAAAAUAAUGGUUCGGCGGUUUGUACGUUCAUCUUGCCUUAUCUUGUCUGCGCAAAAAAUUUAAUACUGUAGCCAUAUCAUUCCACAUUCUUUGUUGAUUAUUAUAUUUAUCUUUGAAAACAAAAGGAGCCGGUUUUACAUUUCACACAUACUACUAUGGUAAAGGAAGGGUUUGAUUGCA